GCGAGGGAUCGUGCGGGCGGUGCUACUGGCGGGAGGAGUAAAGAUGGCGGUGCAGGGGUCUCCGCCUUCUGCUCCCGGCUGAAGCGCUCUGAGGGAAGCCGCAGCGGCAACUGGGGCAGCAAUAGCGAUCCAGUGGUGGUAGUUUCAACAGCAGCUGCUGAGGCUGGAGCAAUGGCGGAGCUGGAGCACCUGGGCGGGAAGCGGGCAGAGUCCGCGCGAAUGCGGCGGGCUGAGCAGCUUCGGCGCUGGCGGGGCUCGCUGACAGAGCAGGAACCCGCUGAGCGACGAGGCGCGGGGCGGCAGCCGCAGACUCGGCGCGGGAGCCCCAGGGUCCGCUUCGAGGACGGUGCUGUUUUCCUGGCCGCUUGCUCUAGCGGGGACACCGACGAGGUGAAAAAGCUUCUGGCCAGAGGUGCCGACAUCAACACGGUCAACGUGGACGGCUUGACAGCCCUGCACCAGGCCUGUAUUGAUGAAAAUUUGGACAUGGUGAAGUUUCUGGUGGAGAACAGAGCCAAUGUAAACCAGCAGGACAACGAGGGCUGGACACCCCUUCAUGCAGCAGCUUCCUGUGGCUAUCUCAACAUAGCAGAGUAUUUCAUUAACCAUGGAGCCAGUGUGGGUAUUGUGAAUAGUGAAGGUGAAGUCCCCUCUGACCUCGCAGAAGAGCCUGCCAUGAAGGAUCUUCUUCUGGAGCAAGUAAAGAAGCAAGGAGUUGAUCUAGAGCAGUCAAGAAAAGAAGAGGAGCAGCAGAUGUUACAGGAUGCCCGCCAGUGGCUCAACAGCGGGAAGAUAGAGGAUGUAAGGCAGCCUCGCUCAGGGGCCACAGCCCUCCAUGUGGCUGCUGCCAAGGGCUACUCUGAGGUCCUCAGACUUUUAAUCCAGGCUGGCUAUGAACUCAAUGUUCAGGAUUAUGAUGGCUGGACUCCCCUCCAUGCUGCUGCACACUGGGGAGUGAAGGAGGCUUGCUCCAUCCUGGCAGAAGCACUCUGUGACAUGGAUAUCAGGAACAAACUGGGCCAGACACCAUUUGAUGUGGCCGAUGAGGGUCUUGUGGAGCACUUGGAGAUGCUCCAGAAGAAGCAGAACGUGCUUCGAAGUGAAAAAGAGACACGGAAUAAGCUCAUUGAGUCAGACCUGAACAGCAAGUUGCAGAGUGGACUCUUUAAGAACAAAGAGAAGAUGCUCUAUGAGGAAGAGGUACCCAAGUCCCAGGAAAUGGAGGAAGAAAGCAAAGAGUCUAGCAGCUCCAGCUCAGAGGAGGAGGAAGGUGAAGAUGAAGCUUCUGAGUCGGAAACUGAGAAGGAGGCAGAUAAAAAGCCAGAAGCCAUUGUCAACCAUUCCAACUCUGAAAGCAAGAGUAUUAUCACGGAACAGAUACCACCACCAGCUCAGAAUACCUUCUCUGCCUCUUCAGCUAGGAGAUUCUCCUCCAGCCUUUUUAACAAGCCGGAAGAGCCCAAAGAUGAAUCUCCUUCUUCGUGGAGACUGGGACUCAGAAAAACUGGCAGCCACAACAUGCUGAGUGAGGUGGCCAAUUCGAGGGAAGCUCUAAGGGACCGAGGCUCUUCCAUCUACCGGUCAUCAUCAAGCCCUCGGAUUUCUGCUCUGCUGGACAACAAAGAUAAGGAGAGAGAAAACAAAAGCUAUUUUAGUUCACUAGCACCCCGGAAGCUCAGCAGCACAAGUGACAUUGAAGAAAAGGAGAACAGAGAAUCAGCUGUUAAUCUAGUGAGGAGUGGUUCGUAUACGCGGCAGCUGUGGAGGGAUGAAGCCAAGGGAAGUGAAACUCCACAGACAGUUGCUCCUUCUACCUAUGUAUCAACCUACUUGAAAAGUGCUUCAUUUGGUAGAAGUAGUGACCCCACAAGUCCCUACAUUUCAGCCAAUCGCAAUUCAUCUGCUACCUCACCCAUUACCAUUGGUUCAUCUACCUCUCGGGGCAGCAAGUGGCAACCUGCCUCUUCCUGCCCUGCACCAGUCAGUGCAAACACUACUGCAUCUGUACACCAUGGCAGGACUCCUUACAAAUCCCAGGCUGACUCAACAGCAGAGAAAACAGCAGAAAAUGUCUCUUCUAGCACCCCGCUCUGUGUGAUCACUAAUCGCCCUCCACCUAACACUGCCAAUGGGGUUACAGCUGCCACUCUGCUCUCCACUUCUGGAACAGACUCCUCUGUGGAAGCCAGGGACAAGAGGAGGUCGUAUCUGACUCCUGUACGGGAUGAGGAAGCAGAGUCUCUACGGAAAGCACGCUCCAGACAAGCUCGGCAGACUCGAAGGUCUACUCAAGGUGUGACCCUAACGGACCUCCAGGAAGCAGAAAGGACUUUCAGCCGGUCGAGAGCAGAGCGGCAAGCUCAGGAGCAGCCUAGCCAGAAGCCUGCAGUCACUGAAGGGCGUGAGGGAAGCUCAGAGAAGCAUGAGCUCUCAGCAGUCCCAGCAAAGGAAGCUGGCGAGGGCCGUCAACCGUGGGGCGGGAAUCUGGAUGAAGAACCUGUCUAUCGUCGUCUGAGGUAUCCAGCUCAGCCAGACAAACCCACAACACCAGUGUCUCCUUCUGCAUCAAGACCCUCUCUCUACACUAGUUCCCAUCUGCUACGGACAAGCAGACCUUCAGUCCCUGACUCUGAGAGUUCGGAGACAACCACAAACGCCGCAGCUGCAAAGGAAAUGGACAAAAAUGAGAGUGAAGAAGCAGAUGUGGACGAUCAGUCCUCUAACAGACUGUCCAUUUGUGAGAGGAGGCGGCACAAGGAACGACGACGAGGCACGGGCAUCAAUUUCUGGACAAAAGAUGAAGAUGAAACUGACGUCUCUGAAGAAGUGAAAGCAGCACUGGGCCGGCUCUAUACAGAGUUUAUACUCUAUACAUGCAGUUUUGAUGACUGCAUGGAUGACGCUGUUAAUGAGAUUGGGAGUUCAGGAGGAAGAACAUGUUUGCCGUGAAGAUAAUAUGUUUGCUUUUGGACAUGCUGACUUUGAGGUACCUAUCAGACUAAUGAAAUUAAAUAUUCUACAGGCAAUUAGAUACAUAGGCCUGAAGUGUGGGGAGGUUUGAGGGCUAGAAAUAAGGAUUUAGAGGGUAUCAGCCUGCUAGUAAUAGUUUUGAACUAUUGUAUGUAAAGGAUGAUAUUUUCCAAGAAUAACUUGUAGAGCAGUUGGUUCUCAACUUCUUUUCUUCCCCAUUGUUGUGAGGGAUGCACUCAUGUGAGUAACUGUUCAGUAUCACAAUGAUUCUGAAGCAGGAUGGGCAAAAGGAGCGCAUUCCUUAGGGGAGGCCUCUCAGAACGUUUGUGGGGUGCUAAGGAGGAUCACUGCUGUGAAAAAUGAAGAGUAGACAGUUUAGAACAGAUGCCGGACCACACCAGUGCUUAAGGGAUAAGCCGAGGAGAGAAGGUGCCCAUGAAAGAGAUCAGGGAGGAAAUGGUCAAAGAAGAAGGAAAGAAGCCAGGAAAGAAUAUGUUCCAUCAAACAAGGGAAUGAAUAGUUUCAAGGACUCAAGGUGACCGAAACUUAACUUCAUAUAGCUCAAGCAAAAGGCUUAUGUAACUGGGAAAUCUGCACAUUGAUCCAGGCUGGUGUCAGGCAUAGCUAAAUUCAGGAGGCUAAAACUUGGUCAUCAGAGUUCUGCCUCCUUCUCUGUGUAGACCACAGAGGAAGAAUAUCUUCUCUGUCUUAGUGUCCAUCUAUCCAAUUGACCCUGUGUGUCAGGUAAACUUCCCUGGACCAAUUUCUGUAGCCAGAGAUUAGACGGUUAGAGGGGCAAUGAAGCAUAGUGGUUAAGAGUCAACACUU
Molecule: messenger RNA, 3798 nt
Organism: Ailuropoda melanoleuca (giant panda)
Lineage: Eukaryota; Metazoa; Chordata; Mammalia; Carnivora; Ursidae
Gene: PPP1R12B
Product: protein phosphatase 1 regulatory subunit 12B
Exons: 20
Coding region: 172-2949 (925 amino acids)
Biological process (GO): signal transduction
Cellular component (GO): Z disc; A band; cytoplasm
Molecular function (GO): phosphatase regulator activity; protein kinase binding; enzyme inhibitor activity
Source: RefSeq, a predicted model, not a curated record